This is a messenger RNA of [Torrubiella] hemipterigena, 2432 nucleotides long. Lineage: Eukaryota; Fungi; Ascomycota; Sordariomycetes; Hypocreales; Clavicipitaceae. The record is from the annotation of a GenBank genome assembly.
CCGCAACCUGUAUCCCCUUGACUCACUGUCCGACAAACACUAAGCGCCACGGAUUUUAACGCAGAUUGAAAGUCACAAUCAUGCACCAUGGCUCCGGACAGUCGACCCUCCCACUGGGACGAGCUCCCAGAUGAGAUCCUGCUCCAAAUCAUCAGUUAUCUUGAACCAUACCAUGUAACCCGGUUACAGCUAGUCUCUAAGAGACUACAGAAGUUCUGCCUCGACGACGACAUGUGGAAGCGGAAUUGUUUCCAAGACUCCUCAUGGUACAGAAGUUUAAACCUAAGAAGGAAGCAAGCAGAAAUAAUGGAGGAAAGAUUGAGAAAGGCAGCACCCCUCGGUUCAUUAGACGAUGCUGCGGCCGAGCCGGACUCGUCAGCAGAUGAUUUUGACGAAGUUCGGCGACGAAGAUGGCAGCGUAUCCAAGAUACUGCGAAUUGGGAUCCAGUAUUCCCAGACGAACGAGUAUCCUGGUAUGAUGAAUAUAUCCAGAGAAAUGGACCUGCUUCUAUUAACUGGUUCCAAAUGCCUCAUAUUCGAGAUCGGGAGAUGGAGGCCAUAAUCGAGGCACGCGGAAUGGCGUUGUUCAACCCAUACGACGGGAAUGACGGCGCUGACACAAUGUUGGCAGUCUCCCCCUUGGAUGAUGGUUCUAUAUGCCUUUGGGAUAUACGAGGCACAAGAGGAAAGCAAGGAGGCAUCUUGGCAAGAAGCAAACCUGACAUCCUCUUCAUUGACGGACCAAGCGAGCAAAACAGUCGCAGAUCCAAGCGGAUUGAUGCUGGCGUCACUGAAUGUGUCAGUGUCAGCCAGCAAAGCAAUCGAGCUUUCUUCGCAGUACAGAGUCAUCUUAUAGAAGUCGAUCUGAAUAGACUUGAAGUGGUCGCCCGCGAAUCAUUCGAAUGGUCAAUCACAACGCUGUCUCAAAUUCAUGAAGGGCUGCCCCUCACUGUCGGAACAUCGCUCGGUAUCCAUCUUCAUGACUUUCGGAUGCGUUCCAAUAUUAUCAAGGACGCUUCAGAGAAGGUUGAACCGGAGGAACAGAAUCUUUUCAAAUCCAUUUUCGACCCGACGCCGCUACCUCCUUACGCUUCCCUUUCUCAACCAACCCCAUUGAGCAUUUUACAUCUUCCCCGUCCCGGAAUGCAUAACGGAGUAUCGGAUGAUAUUUACGUCUCUGGUCGCUUCACCAACAUCUUACAUUAUGAUAGACGGAAAUUUCCAGCUAUCAUGGGCUCUAUAUACUCUGGUGCUCAAGUGAUACCCAGUCUGACAGCGUUGCCUUUUCCAUUUUCAUCGUUGGACAGUCAACUGAGACAGCAAGGUGAGCUGUCGGUCGAGCAGAUCCAGCAAUCAAAACAAGGGACAGAGGGCUGCACUUUGAUUGCUGCAGGUUCCUAUAAAAACAAAGGAUCGCUCGAGAUUUACGGUCUCAGUUUUCCAUCUGACGUAUACAGCCACUCAUUGCUUCAAAACUCAGUGACGAAGAACCGUUAUACGGCCGCGUCGUCAUCCAUAUUAUCAGUCACUACUCAUGGCACCAAAAUUGUCUUUUCAGAUGGAUCAGGUCUUCUAAAAUGGUUUGAAAGAGAUGGCGUAACGGAGAUAUGUGCUCAUAGAGUCGGGUCUUGUUUUAAGGAAGACAAGUCUCUCUUUGUUGGGCCGCAUGGCGUCGGUGACUUGGCGCGAAAGAUUGUAUCGACGAAAUCAACGAGUAAUAAUCGUCCCAACAGUGAUAAUGUGGUAUUCUGGACCGGUGAGAGGGUCGGCAUGCUUUCAUUUACAUCAAAGCCGCUUUUCAAGGGCAGCGACUUCAGUGAGAUGGAGCCUGAUGAAGUAGAAGAGGAGCGCAAGCGCGAAGAAUAUUCAGAUCAGAUGAGAGAAGCUCUACAAAAGCAGGCGGAUGAAAUUAAGUUGAUGGGAGCAUUUGGGCAUGCCGCAACAGGCUCAUAAUAGUGUUAUGCUGAUGAGAUCAGCUUCACAAAAAGAAUAUCUAUGUCUCCCAGAAGGCUUCGAGGCUUCAUUUUUCAAAUACCACGGCCUCUCAAUAUAGUGAUAUACGACGUACUACACAUUUGUGGCGUUUUGAACUAGGUCUGACGCUGUCCUACUUGUGACCUGACAUUCAUUUGACGCUGUCCCGAGUCGAGCCCAGUCUCGGGCGCCAGCUGGCACCCGCCAUUUUGCCAGCUGUCGGCCUUUGUUUAUUUAUUUCGCGUAAGCCCCCGAUCGUAUUAAUCUCUUCCAUUUUGGAUAGUACGAAAAUUGCAACGAGUCGAGCUAUUGUUUUUGUGUGUUUGUCUCGAUCGGUCUGAUCAGACUAGGAACACAUCCUUGAUCUAGUUCCAAACAAUUCAACAUGCUUCCUACCAACACUGAAUCUGAUUGGGAGACUCUAGCACCCGAUGAUGAGCUGAUGGAGUUAAGCGCGG